AUGACCUCAAAACGGAAGAGAACUGAGGCUCAUCCGCCACCUCCGAUACCUGAGGUGUCUGAUACCCCCAGGAGAAGCAGUCGAAGAAUAAAGGAUGCUGCCGAACGGCCAAAGUCAGAGACAGAUUCCAUGAAAGCUGCCAGCCCAAAGAAAACAAAGGCUGUCUGGGAUACAGGCGAAGGUGUCGAAGAAGCCAUGCGCGAGCUGAGCGAGAUGGAGCAAAAGCUGCAGACUGCCGUCAGAAGACAGCGUCUUGCUGUUGAGUCCUCAGAUCUUCAUGUAACGAAGGAGGUCGCCGACGAACCUGGUAUCCGACCGAAGAUGUAUGCGCCGAACCAGGAUACUAUUGUUACCAGGGGAAACUUGGAUGGAAAGCCAAAGGUUGCCAACUCUGUACCACUGGAUGAGUACGACGCCAAACUUGCUGCUGGCGACGUCGCUGAUGCCAAAGCUGAAGACGAUGCCAUGGACCGAGGUGCCAACCGGCCUCCCCCUGUCAACAGUGAAACUCUUCCUCUACCAUGGAAAGGAAGGUUAGGAUAUGCAUGCCUAAAUACAUACCUGCGCAAUGCGACUCCUGCUGUCUUUUCCUCGAGGACCUGUCGCAUGGCCUCCAUUGUUGAACACCGACACCCUUUAACAAACCCUGAUGAGCCAGAACACCCUACCAAGAAUCGACCGGAUAAGAACAAACCCGCAGACCACGAACGAGGACUCAAAUACGUACAAGAUUUGGGCUUGGCGAAUGCAAGAGAUAUUGUCAAAAUGAUUCGAUGGAAUGUCAAGUAUGGCAUCAGAUUUAUGAGACUGAGUAGCGAGAUGUUUCCAUUUGCAAGUCAUCCAGAACAUGGUUACAAGCUAGCGCCCUUUGCGUCAGAUGUGCUGGCUGAAGCUGGCAGAGUUGCUGGAGAGCUGAAUCAUCGUGUAACAACACAUCCUGGACAAUUCACACAGAUUGGUUCUCCGCGCAAGGAAGUUGUUGCCGCUGCCAUACGCGAUCUAGAGUACCACGAUGAGAUGCUUACUCUACUCAAACUUCCCAAACAACUUGACCGCGAUGCUGUCAUGAUCCUGCACAUGGGUGGCGUCUACGGCGACAAGCAAGCAACCGUUGACCGAUUCAAAGAGAACUACGCAAAACUCUCAGACAGUGUCAAGCGAAGAUUGGUGUUGGAGAAUGACGAUGUCGCAUGGAGUGUUCACGAUCUGUUGCCUGUCUGCGAGGAACUCAACAUUCCUCUCGUGCUCGACUACCACCAUCACAACAUCAUCUUUGAUCCAUCGAUAAGAGAAGGUUCCCAAGACAUUAUAGGCCUCUACGAUCGUAUCAAAGCUACCUGGACCAAGAAGGGAAUCACCCAGAAAAUGCACUACAGCGAGCAGACAUCCAGUGCAGUCACACCAAGAGAUCGUCGCAAGCAUUCCGCCAGAGUCAAGACUCUCCCACCAUGUGCCCCCGAUAUGGAUCUAAUGAUAGAAGCAAAGGAUAAAGAGCAAGCUGUUUUUGAACUAAUGCGAACUUUUAAACUGCCAGGUUGGGACACUUUUAACAAUAUUGUACCAUAUGAACGACCAGAUGAAUCACGACAAGCCGUCAAGAAGAAGGCAAAGAAGGGCAAGAAAGCAAACGGCGUCAACGGAGAAGCGGAGGAUGACAUUGAAGUUCCUGAAAAGAUUGUUAGCGCUGAAGAUUUUGGCAUGGGAGGUCCUCAAGCAAGAGUGUAUUGGCCUGAAGGCAUGGAAGAAUGGCUGCGACCGAAGAAGCGCGAGAUUAAGAAGGCAAAGGAGGGCAAAGAUGGAACACCUGCGGUGAAGCAGAAUGGAGAUGAAGAAUGA
Molecule: messenger RNA, 1836 nt
Organism: Fusarium proliferatum ET1
Lineage: Eukaryota; Fungi; Ascomycota; Sordariomycetes; Hypocreales; Nectriaceae
Product: putative UV-endonuclease UVE-1
Exons: 2
Coding region: 1-1836 (611 amino acids)
Biological process (GO): response to UV; mitochondrial DNA repair; nucleotide-excision repair
Cellular component (GO): nucleus; mitochondrion
Molecular function (GO): endonuclease activity
Source: RefSeq, a predicted model, not a curated record